Messenger RNA from Zophobas morio, 363 nucleotides. RefSeq lists its product as uncharacterized. NCBI's taxonomy places the organism in Eukaryota, Metazoa, Arthropoda, Insecta, Coleoptera, Tenebrionidae. The coding region runs from base 1 to 363 and encodes 120 amino acids. The record is from RefSeq and is a predicted model, not a curated record. Gene Ontology annotation, molecular function: odorant binding. The transcript has 2 exons.
AUGCAUCUCUUCAGUUGUUGCCUGUUUGUAGCUGUUAUCCUUGGCGUUCAGUCUUUAACCGACGAAGAUCGUGUGAGAUUGCCAGAAAUACGUGAAGAAUGCUUAAAUAAGGCCGGACUAGCUCAUAAAGUGAUUCCUACAAUUCAAGAAGAACAAAUUUACAGCCUUUGUUUUGCCAAAAAGAUCGGUUUGAUUAGCGAAUCCGGUAAUAUUCUAACCGACAAGGUCAAGGCCAAAGUGAAGAAAACGAUUAAGGAUGACCAUAAAGUAAGUGAGAUCCUAAAGAAGUGUGCCGUUCAAAAAGAUACACCAGAGGCUACCGGUUUUCACUUGAUGGAAUGUUUGAGCACAGAAGCUCCUUAA